AUGGUCGCAAACCAACGUCUGUCGGCGAUGCCAGCGCUGGCUCUUCUCGCAUUUUCGCUAGCCUCGUUCCUCUCGUUCGCAAGUGCUGCUACUUUCGAGCAACACUGGAACAUCAACUGGGUCCCCAACCAGAACCCGGACGGUCUCUACCCGAGGUACGUCAUUGGCGUCAACGGUACAUGGCCACCUCCCAUCAUCAACGUCAAUGCUUCCGACACCGUCCGUAUCACCGCCACCAACAAUCUCGAGACCGGUGUCGGCACCUCGCUCCACUCGCACGGCAUGUUCUUCAACCGCACCUCUUACUACGACGGCGCUGUGGCUCUCACUCAAUGUCCCAUCCCUCCCGGUCAGAGCUUCACCUACGAGACGCUCAACUCGCCCGCCUCGCCCGUUGAACGACGCAAGCAGAUGGGCACCUUCUGGAUCCACGCCCACAACAAUGAUCAGUACACCGACGGUCUGCGUUCGCCCGUCAUCAUCCACCCGGACGACCCGGCCGACAUGCACUUCAACUACGACGAUGACUACACUGUCAUCCUCGGCGACUGGUACCACAGCAACUACACCGACUUGGUCAACAACGAGUUUAUGAACCGAAAGAACCCCACCGGUGCCGAACCCGUCCCCAAGUCUGGAAUCAUCUACUUUGCCCACACACCCAACACUACUUCUGCUGCCACGUACCUGCCGGGGUUCAGCGAGAACGCCACAUUGCCCUUCGAGGCGGGCAAGACAUACCGUCUGCGCAUCAUCAACAUGUCGGCCCUCGCCAUGUUCUACUUCUACCUCUCGGGUCACGACAUGCAGGUCAUCGAGAUCGAGGGUGUCGAUGUGCAGCCACAGUCCGUUGACUUCCUCACCAUUUCCGUCGCUCAGCGUUUCAGUGUGCUCGUCACUGCAAGGAACGACUCUUCGCCCCAGAACUGGAGGCUGCACGCCAACAUGGACUCGGACAUGUUCGAUGUCGUCCCCGCCGACUUGCAGCUCAACGUUUCCGCUACCAUCUCGUACCCCAGGGCCCCGCCCGGCGAGUUUGGUCCGGACAAGAUCAUCGAGGAGUACACAUUCUUUGACGACUUGCAGUUCUCGCCUGUCAACGCCGAGCCGAUGGUGACGCCCGAUCUCACACACCGUUUGGAUGUGUCGUUCGACACCAUGUCCAACGGUGAGAACUACGCUGCGUUCAACAACAUCUCGUACGUGGCCCCGCAGGUGCCCGCGCUGUUUUCCGCCGAGUCCAUGGGCCCGCUUGCGUCCAACGGCGCCAUCUAUGGUCCCAACUCGAAUGCCUUCGUCAUGAAGCACAACGAGAUGGUUGAAGUGCAGGUGUACAACUGGGACGCCGGUAAGCACCCCUUCCACCUGCACGGCCACCAUUUCCAGGUGGUCUACAAGUCGCAGGACGUCACCUCGGACGAUCCCGCCAUCAACCCUCCGUUCAACGAGACGCAGAUCAACCCCAUGAGACGCGACACGGUCAUGAUCCCGCCCGGCGGUGCGGCGUUUCUCCGCUUCCGCGCCGACAACCCAGGCGCCUGGUUCUUCCACUGCCACAUCGACCCGCAUCUCGUCUCCGGCCUGGCGAGCAUCUUUGUCGAGGCCCCCGAGAUCCUCAGUGACAACUACCUCAACGUCCCCAGCUUCAUCAAGGACCAGUGCCGUGCCCAGGGGAUCGCGACUACGGGCAACGCCGUGGGUCUCAACUCGACGACCGACUUUACCGGUUUGGCUAAAGGCCCGACGUACUUGGAGUCCGGUUGGACGGGACGUGCGAUCGCCGCGUUCACUGGGUGCACUAUCACGGGUCUGCUCGGCUUGGCUACCCUCGUCGUCUACGGAUGGCACUCGGGCGAGGACGAUGAUGUUGAAGAGGAUGACAAUGAGUAG
Molecule: messenger RNA, 1890 nt
Organism: Sporisorium graminicola
Lineage: Eukaryota; Fungi; Basidiomycota; Ustilaginomycetes; Ustilaginales; Ustilaginaceae
Exons: 1
Coding region: 1-1890 (629 amino acids)
Biological process (GO): reductive iron assimilation; cellular response to iron ion starvation
Cellular component (GO): high-affinity iron permease complex
Molecular function (GO): copper ion binding; ferroxidase activity
Source: RefSeq, a predicted model, not a curated record